This is a messenger RNA of Dromaius novaehollandiae (emu), 5073 nucleotides long. RefSeq names its product ankyrin repeat domain 27 (gene ANKRD27). The record is from RefSeq and is a predicted model, not a curated record. The coding region runs from base 389 to 3586 and encodes 1065 amino acids. Gene Ontology annotation, molecular function: guanyl-nucleotide exchange factor activity; SNARE binding. The transcript has 30 exons. Gene Ontology annotation, cellular component: late endosome; tubular endosome; neuron projection. Gene Ontology annotation, biological process: neuron projection morphogenesis; early endosome to late endosome transport. NCBI's taxonomy places the organism in Eukaryota, Metazoa, Chordata, Aves, Casuariiformes, Dromaiidae.
GCCCCCGCCCGCGCCGCGCGGCCUGCUCCGCUCCCGGCGCUGAGGCGCGGCGGGCAGCGCGGGGCGGGGCGGCGGCGCCAAGUUGCCGCGGAGGAAGUUUGUCCGCGCCGCGCGUGCGGCGGCCCCGCGCGUCCGGCCACGCAGGCGAGUGGCGCUUCCCCCCGCCCGCUUCCAGUGCUGUAAACCGGCAGAAAUAUUUAACACGCUGCUGGACUCUAAGUAACCCUGCUGCGCACUUUAUUUAUGCAAAGCCAACGUUGUCUGCCCGCUGCCAGGCGUCGCGGUGCCGCAGGAACACGUGUGCACUGCUACAUGUGUUCAGCUAGUAGUUCAGUCUUCACAAGCAGCUUCUGCUCAAGAAAAUCUCCUUGGAAUAUCUGAAGUCCAUAUGGCCAUGUAUGAUGAAGAUCUCUUGAAAAAUCCUUUUUAUUUGGCCAUUCAGAAGCGGCGUCCUGAUCUCUGCAGUAAAGUUGCAGAAUUUCAUGGUAUUGUAUUAGUUCCCUGCAAAGGAAGCCUUUCAAGCAACAGUCUCUCUACCUGCCAGUUUGAAUCCUAUGUUCUAAAACCAUUAGAAGAAAAUUUUCAGACCUUAAAUGGAAAGGAGAUCUUUAUACAAGGAAACAUCAUCAUUUUAGGAACUGGUUUUAAUUAUAAUCUCUCAGUACCUGUUCUUUUUGAGGAAACAUUUUACAAUGAAAAAGAAGAAAGCUUUAGUAUAUUGUGUAUAGCCCAUCCAUUGGAAAAAACAGAAAGCUCAGCUGAAUCUACAACUUCAUCAAAUUCCUAUUCUCUUAAAAAUAUUGAAGAUGUUAGGGAAUUCUUGGGAAGGCACUGUGAGAGACUUGAUAAAUACAUAGGAUCUUUCUACAGAACAUUUAAAGAACAUGAAAGGAAAAGCCUGCGUCACUACAUAGAUUCUGUCAGUGCACUCUAUACCAAAUGUCUCCAGCAUCUUUUGAGAGAUUCACACUUGAAGAUGCUUGCAAAGCAAGAAGAGCAGAUGAAUUUAAUUAAACAAGCAGUUGAAAUGUAUAUUCACCAUGCUAUUUAUGAUCUGAUUUUUAAAUAUGUGGGGACUAUUGAGGCAAGUGAGGAUGCUGCUUUUAACAAAAUCACAAGGAGCCUUCAAGAUCUCCAGCAAAAAGAUAUCGGAGUAAAGCCAGAGUUCAGUUUUAAUAUACCACGGGCAAAGCGAGAACUGGGUCAGCUGAACAAAUGUACUUCCCCUCAACAGAAGCUACUCUGUCUACGAAAAGUGGUACAAAUUAUUAUGCAGUCUCCUAGCCAAAGAGUUAACAUGGAGACGAUGUGUGCAGAUGAUCUUCUCUCUGUUUUGCUAUACUUACUUGUAAAAACAGAUAUCCCAAACUGGAUGGCCAACCUGAGCUACAUCAAGAACUUCAGGCUUUGCAGUUCAGUGAAGGAUGAAUUGGGAUACUGUCUAACCUCAAUUGAGGCUGCAAUAGAAUAUAUCCGACAAGGCAACCUUUCUGACAGAUCAACAGAAUCUGAGAGACUGUGUGACAAGUUGCUUUUGAGACAAAAGAUGAACUUGUUGUCCCAAAUGUCUACCACUCCUAUAGAUUGCUUAUUUAAGCAUAUUGCUUCAGGUGAUGAAGAGGAAGUGGAGCGAUUAUUAAGUCAAGGUGACAGUGAUAAAGACACUGUACAGAAAAUGUGUCAUCCACUCUGUUACUGUGACAAGUGUGAGAAGCUAGUUUCUGGGAAGCUGAACGAUCCUUCCAUUGUCACUCCGUUUUCCCGAGAUGACAGGGGAUAUACACCACUUCAUAUAGCUGCUAUUUGUGGGCAAACAUCAUUAGUGGAUUUACUAGUAGCCAAAGGAGCCGUUGUCAAUGCUACAGACUACCACGGUUCAACUCCACUUCACCUUGCCUGUCAGAAGGGAUAUCAAAAUGUUACACUCCUGUUACUGCAUUAUAAAGCAAGUACUGAUGUUCAGGACAAUAAUGGAAAUACUCCACUUCAUUUAGCCUGCACUUAUGGUCAUGAGGAUUGUGUCAAAGCUUUAGUCUACUAUGAUGUGCGUUCCUGUAGAUUAGAUGUUGGUAAUGAAAAGGGAGACACUCCUCUCCAUAUAGCUGCUCGUUGGGGCUAUCAAGGGAUCAUAGAAGUGCUUUUGCAAAAUGGGGCCAACCCAGAUAUUCAAAACCGGAUGAAAGAGACUUCCCUACAGUGUGCAUUAAAUUCCAAGAUUUUGUCAUUGAUGGAACUAAACUAUCUAACAUUUGAAAGGGGACAGAGUGCUUCUGAGUCACCACUUAGGUCUCCUCAGCGCUCAACAGAAACUUUCAGCAGAGGAUCAUCUGUCUCAAGCUUGUCGUCAGUGUCAAUUGAUAUAAGACAAGAAGAUGUAAAGAAUACUUAUAAGGAGGUGGAAAAACUCUUGAGAGCAGUUGCUGAUGGUGAUCUGGAAAUGGUACGUUAUCUCUUGGAAUGGAUGGAAGAUGACUUGGAAGAUGAAGACGACACAGUCAGUACAUCAAAACCAGAAUUCUGCCAUCCGUUAUGCCAGUGCUCAAAAUGUGGGCCAGCACAAAAGAAAUUUGCAAGGAUCCCUGCUAAUGGUCUUGGAGUAAAUGUUUCAAAUCAAGAUGGUUUUACACCACUGCAUAUGGCUGCACUGCAUGGACACUCUGAACUUGUCUCUCUUUUGUUGAAAAAUGGAGCCAAUAUCAGUGCCAAGAAUGCAAAACAUGCAGUUCCUCUUCAUUUAGCCUGCCAGAAAGGACACUUCCAGGUGGUCAAGUGUCUGAUGGAUUACAGUGCUAAACAAAAUAAAAAGGAUAUAUAUGGAAAUACUCCAUUAAUUUAUGCAUGUUUGAAUGGUCAGUAUGAGACUACUGCCUUGUUGUUACAGCAUGGGGCCUCUGUUAACCUUUCUAAUGCCAAAGGAAAUACAGCACUGCAUGAGGCCGUGAUAGGAAAGAAUGAAGCCCUCGUAGAGCUGCUACUUCGGAAUGGUGCAGUGACGCACAUAAGGAACGAAAGGCAUUGUACCCCUGCGGACUGCGCUGAACCGAAUUCAAAUAUCAUUAAGUUGCUGGAAACAGCACCAAGCUAUGUACCUACAUCAGAAGAGAGAGAAAAGGAUUGUGAGCAGCAUGCUACUAUCAAGAUAAGAAAAAAAGUGAAUUCUAAGCCAUGUGAGAAAGCCGAUGAUCCCAUAAGCAGACAACUGCAACUGGUCCAAUCAAUUAACAGAUUUAACAAAGCAAAACAUUUACGGAGAACAGUAACAAGAGAUAAAAGUGUCCCUAAUUUUGAUUAUCAGUUAUUGCAUCAGUUAGCUAUUAAAAGCUUUGAUAAAACCAAGUUAAAAGCUGUUGAAACGCUGGACCAGAGCAAAGUUAAGAUUAUUGACACAGGCUGCAGCGGUGAAUUUGUGAAACAUGAUGAUGUGAGAGACGCUCCUGAUAGGAGUAAACUAAUGCACCGAAGACACACUGUUAAUGUGCCGCUUUCAGCAGAGAACGUCAGCGAUAAAAGCGGUUUAGCCAGUCCUAGAAAUCCAAGUAUUUCACAGUCCAAAGAGUGCAGUGAUGACUUGUUUUCAAAACACUGACAAGCAAGUGUGAAUUUGAUGACAAAAGCUGAAGAACUAGGUGGUGUUAGUUUCAAUAUCCUUGUGCUGGAUAUCAAGGAAUUUAGUGAUGCUUGCAAGCUAUGCCUUCCGAACAGGACACAGGGAUGACUCUUCAGCAGAAACAGAAUCUUCCUAGCACUUUUGAAGACUGAAUCCUCUGGUUAUUCUGGAGAUAACUAUUUAGCCAGUUUGUUAUUGAUCUCAACAAACAGGGACAUAUUGAGAUGUGGACAGCAAAAUUAGUUUCCUAUUCUACUUAGCACUUACUAAAAAAAUUAUAUGUAACGGUACACCAACCAAAAUCCUGUAUUGUACUUUUCAGCCACCCACUUUGUUUUUAAAAGUCUGAAUAAUUUUUGCAUUUUCAGUUUUUACCACUACAUUGGAUAAAUAUAUAUAAAUAUUUAUUUAUAUAUAUAUAGAUAUAUUGGAUAAAUACGUAUUUAUUGCCAGAAGUAAUUCAAAUGUCUCUAUUUUUAUUGUAAUGUUACAAACCGUUAUAAUAUAUAUUUCUGUAUAUUUCAGUAGCUGGGAAAACAACAGUUGAUAAAAUCUGUGAUGCCAUCUUAGAGGUUUAUACAUGCUAUUAACACGAUGGGAAGUAACCUGUGCUGAUUUCUUUGCAAUGCACCCCUGUAUUGGGUCUGCAAGAUCAAGAUCUUACAGGAGCCAAGAUGCUGAGAAAAGAUAGAGAGCACUUGAUGAAGCUAAAUUGGACUCACUGUUCACAGCCUCAUUAAAAAAAAAAAAAAAAAGGCAGAAACAAGUAUGUAUAAGGACAUGUAAAAUUGUUUGAAGGUUUUUUUUUUCUCUAAGGCAAAUCAUGCAAAAACCACAAAAAUACUUAUGAUUCUGGGCAAAACUGGUUAGACAAAACUGCUGCUUAAGAGCCUGUUCCUAUCUGACUGCUAUUUAAACAGGUGGACUUCUUGAUUAUGAAAGCUACUACUGACAUCAGUAAGCAUUUGUUGGAAUAGGCCAAAUUCUAGAGGUGACCACUGCUGAAGAAUUGAAAGCUCACAAAUACCUAUGAGAUGGCAGCUUAAAUUUGGACUUCAUUUUUGACUAUUUCAGUUAAAAAUUUUUAAAAGUGGUUAUGGUAGGAGAAAUGUGUAAAUAGCAUAAGCCAAGUUUUCUAAAUGCAAUAUUUUUUAUUUUUGGCUUAUGUCCAGCUUGCAGUUUAUUUCAUAAGAUAUUUUUAUGAAUAAUUCUGUUUCUUUUAACUGUGAUAUUAGUAAACUGCCUGGGAAAAUCCAAAGCUGGAGGACAGACUGAUGAUUUUUUUCAAUUAACUUUUUAAUCUAAGGGGUAAACUGUGCAAAAAAAUGCACACAUGGACAUUUGGAGAUGAGGGUAAUGUGUUUAUUUUUCUAAUAAUUUAUGAGUUCAUCUGAUUUUUUCUAAUGUGCCUUGGAUUUGUGCCAAAUGAUGGAAACGAGAAAAACAGUAAAAUAAUUCUUGAAAAA